GCCGUCGAUCCGGGGUUGUUCCCCCCCUCCUCCUCCUCCUCUCCUCACUUUCUGCCUGCCGCUACGCUGUAUUAUAUUACUUGCCCUUCUCCCUGUUACUGCUUGGAUGGAUCUCGGUUAGAGCGGGCUGAGUGAACAAUGUCGCGCUCUACGGACUCUGGCGGCGCAACGGCAGAUGCGCCCUCGCUUCCCUGGAGGGCAUUGUCCUCCACUACCAUCUUCGGAGUUGCAGCAUUAUGCCGUUCGUUUCUGUACCUCUGCAGUCGGCCACAGGCGAAUGGAUUAGAUCAAUUUCUCGAGCUCCUCGACUCGAGGAGUGAUCCCUCCCAGAGAACGAGAGGCUUGCUCACAGUUUCGAACCAUACCAGCGUGUACGUGCCUACAUUGCGUCUCGAAAGCUGAGGCGACCCGUUCAACUCCGACAUCAGAGAACGCUGACCAUGGCCGCUUUAACUGAGCAGGAUGGAUGAUCCGAUCAUGUGGGGAUUUCUACCGAUGCGAUAUAACUUCGGACUUGCGAGUUGGAAUAAGCGAUGGGGGUUUGGAAGCC
Messenger RNA from Aspergillus eucalypticola CBS 122712, 550 nucleotides. RefSeq lists its product as uncharacterized. Lineage: Eukaryota; Fungi; Ascomycota; Eurotiomycetes; Eurotiales; Aspergillaceae. The coding region runs from base 139 to 402 and encodes 87 amino acids. The transcript is spliced from 2 exons. The record is from RefSeq and is a predicted model, not a curated record.